Messenger RNA from Nymphaea colorata (pocket water lily), 842 nucleotides. RefSeq names its product outer envelope pore protein 16-4, chloroplastic. Gene Ontology annotation, molecular function: transmembrane protein transporter activity. NCBI's taxonomy places the organism in Eukaryota, Viridiplantae, Streptophyta, Magnoliopsida, Nymphaeales, Nymphaeaceae. The transcript has 6 exons. The record is from RefSeq and is a predicted model, not a curated record. Gene Ontology annotation, biological process: protein insertion into mitochondrial inner membrane. The coding region runs from base 140 to 532 and encodes 130 amino acids. Gene Ontology annotation, cellular component: TIM22 mitochondrial import inner membrane insertion complex.
UCCGAUAUUUAUGAAUACGAAAACAAUGGGCGCGACCGCGCGAGGCUAGUAGCCGGAGCGCCGGCGUGCGGCGGUGCCUCUUGGGUCCGGAUGGAUUGAAUCGGUGAAGUAGGAAGAGUAUUACAAGCGAGAAGAAGCGAUGGACGGCGAGUUGAGGGACGGCAUCCCUUGUUCUUCCCUCGCCGUCGAUUCAUUCCUCAGGCUUGGAGCGGCAGGAAGUGCUUGGGGGAUGUUUUUUGGUCCUUAUGAAGCUCAGAAAAGAGGUCUUACUGGUCUUGCUCGGACUGCUGUUGUGGCCAGCUGUGUUGGCAAAUAUGGAAUACAAUGUGGGCUUUUUGCUGGAGUUUUAUCAGCAACAAACUGUGGAAUCCAAAGAUACCGAAUGAAGAAGGAUUGGGUGAAUGCUAGUGUUGCAGGCGCAAUAACGGGAGCUCUCUUGGCUGCAAAAACCAAGAGCUGGAUGCAGAUCUUCAGUACUGCUGCUGUGGUUUCUGGAAUUGCUGCUGCAGCUGACCACUGGCGAAAAAUCUGAUUUAGAGAUGCUUAAAGUGGCCUACAACGACAGUAAAUGUUGAUUAACAUCUAUCUUUAUUUUUGAGCCACCUAAACAAAUUCUCCCUUCUUUUGCUGGCUGAUAGCCAAUUCUUAGUAGCUGUGAAAGGGUCUAGCGCCCCCACACACAGCGUGUACAAAGGGGUGGUUAUGCUCAUGUAUCAAAAAGUGAAUAGUUUCAAGGCCUUUUUUUCAUUAACCUGAAUCAAAAUAUGCACGAAGGGUGGUUUCCCUUUUCAUCUUGAACAGGUACAGUAUUCGGUGGAUUUAGUUAUUAAUGUUGAACAGGA